Molecule: messenger RNA, 605 nt
Organism: Nicotiana attenuata
Lineage: Eukaryota; Viridiplantae; Streptophyta; Magnoliopsida; Solanales; Solanaceae
Product: auxin-responsive protein SAUR68-like
Exons: 1
Coding region: 82-519 (145 amino acids)
Biological process (GO): response to auxin
Source: RefSeq, a predicted model, not a curated record
AAACACUAUCAGUUUCCUUUAAAGUUCUCAGUUAUCUAGUCUACUGUCUAUUUUAUUUAAAUCUUCCAAAAAAAGAAAAUAAUGCUCAGUGCUAAGAAACUCAUCAAGAUGGCCAAGAAAUGGCAGAAGUUUGCAGCAAUGCAGAGGAAGAGAAUUACUUUUUCAAGAUCCAAUGACCAUGAUGCUGAUAGUUGUAGCACAUCAUCCUCAGUAGUUGACAAAGGGCAUUUUGUGGUCUAUUCAGCUGAUGAGAAGCGCUUUGUGGUUCCUUUGGCUUAUCUACAAAAUGAGGUAAUCAUACAACUACUGAACAUGUCUGAAGAUGAGUUUGGACUCCCAACUGAUGGCCCUAUUACAUUACCAUGUGAUGCCGUCUUCAUGACCUACAUCAUAACACUCAUCAGAAGAGGAGUAUCUGUAGAUCUUCAGGGUGCUUUGCUUGUAUCAGUUGCUUCCAGUCGAUGCUCAUCAGCUCCGGGCCUACGGGAACAAAGAAACACACAAUUGCUUGUUUAUUGACCUGACCAUCAUAAGUUUUGUAACAGAUUCAUGAUAUUCAACUGAUCAUGAUAAGUUUGUUGGGUUUUGGAUGUGUUUAAUUAAUA